Puccinia triticina is the source of this 552-nucleotide messenger RNA. RefSeq lists its product as uncharacterized. The coding region runs from base 1 to 552 and encodes 183 amino acids. NCBI's taxonomy places the organism in Eukaryota, Fungi, Basidiomycota, Pucciniomycetes, Pucciniales, Pucciniaceae. The transcript is spliced from 2 exons. The record is from RefSeq and is a predicted model, not a curated record.
AUGGCCCCAGCCAAGCGUGUCCGUCCCAGUAUCGCCGGAACCUCAUCAGCCAGCCCUGCUGCAACGUUUGAGGAACCCCCAGCCAAGCGUUUCCGUCCCAUUAAGGUCGUGGCCGCAUCUGCGCCUGCCCAGGUGACAGAGGUUGGUAUUCUCCCAGUAAAGGCCAAGGCUGGCCGUCCCAAGAAGGCCACACGAUUCCAGACCUCGAUCACUUUCAAGUCGGAGCCUUUGGAAGAUGCUAAUUCUGAGCGCAUUCAGGCACGAUCCGAGGCUUAUUGGAGAGAUCAUCAGUGGACGCCGGGUCACGAUCCCAAGACAGACACUCCUGGCUUGACCUCAGAUGCUCAGCCGGCAGCUUCUAUCCCCGCAUUGGCGCCUGCUACUGGAAACAAGCGUGUCCGGGCAACUAAUAAGGCGACCGAUAAAUUGCCCAAGAAGGAGCUCUUGUCAACCGCAAGCAAGAUUGUUUCGUAUUGGUACGAGCAGGCGGCUAAGGUGGACUUGAACAAGCCAAAGAAGGGAGUUAAUGCUAGGAAGGCCCGUGGUGCUUAA